Molecule: messenger RNA, 969 nt
Organism: Rotaria sordida
Lineage: Eukaryota; Metazoa; Rotifera; Eurotatoria; Philodinida; Philodinidae
Source: the annotation of a GenBank genome assembly
AUGAUAAUGUAUAGUUAUUCGAUUUUAUUUGCUCUUCUUCUCUCAUUAUUCAUAUUAAUUAAUGGUCAAAAAAGUGAUGAUCGAGAAUUACCUGCAGUAUCAUAUACAGCUGGUCGAAGUUCAAAAACAAUAUUUGACACACAAUUUUCUCGCGGUCGUUGUCCAGAACGAUUUUAUCAAUUAGGUGAAGAAUGUUUAUAUUUUUCUAUUGAUGGUAAAAUUUAUUCAUGGCAAAAUGCAGAUCGUGUAUGUGCACGACGUAUAGGUGGUAUUUUACAGCAACAAUCAGCAUCAAAUCCUGAUCAACCAAAUAUGCAACCAACUAGAGGUGUAAGACAAUUAACAUUAAAUACUCCUGAAAAAACUGAAAUAUUACGAGCAUUUUAUCAACAAUAUAAUGAACAAAAUUUUGCUAUUCGUCUUCCAUAUGAUUAUAAUAUAUUACAACGAUGUAAUGAUGGACAAGAUGACAAAUGGCCAACCUAUUGUACAAAUAUACCGUAUUCAAAUGCAACAUGUUUUGAAGCAAUAUCAAAUAAUGCAAAUGAUACGUGUUUACGAGAAGUUGAUUGUAAUCAAAGAUAUUUAAGACUUGCAUGUGAAUUUACGUUACCUGGAAGUCCUGAAUUAAUAGAUUCACGAUUUCGUCAUUGUACAAAAAUUCUUGGUCGUCAUCGUCGUCGUUUACCAAUGUGGGCAUGGAUUGCAAUAGCUAUUAGUAGUGCUAUAUUACUUUUAAUUAUUCUUGGUGGUAUUAUUGCAUUCAUAUCGAAAUCAAAAAAUAAGGAUUCAACACGAAAGAAAAAAUUUUUACCUGAACCACCACCUCGUCGAGAUGAAACAAUUGUUCGAGUUCCACCAAUACGUGUAGAUCCAGCUACUGAACCAAUGCUUACUCAAUCUGCUUCAUCUAAUACAGAUUAUUUACAACCUCGAUCAUUAACAAUAGAAAACACUGCAAAUGCUUAA